This is a messenger RNA of Plutella xylostella (diamondback moth), 2401 nucleotides long. The record is from RefSeq and is a predicted model, not a curated record. NCBI's taxonomy places the organism in Eukaryota, Metazoa, Arthropoda, Insecta, Lepidoptera, Plutellidae.
AUGAACAUAGAUUAGUUCCUAAUUCAGUCGCAUUAGAACCACCGUACUGUCAAUGUGUGUCUUUCUUUUAGUGAUUAAAACCUCAAUAUACAGUCCACUAUUUAAACUUAAUUAUGUGGUUUUUAUUUAAACGACCAGCACGCCACAUAAUAUGGUCCAUCUUCGCCUAAAUUAAUAAUUAAUAAAGACAUCAGUGUUGCGGUUCCAUGCGGUGUUCUGUGCGGCUCACAAUAUCAACCGCCAUAUUGCGUAGUGCGGGACUUAAAAUAAAUUGCGUCGUGUGUGUGCGCAAGUGCCACUUCAAUAAGUGACUAUAAACUUUACUGUGAAAAGCUGUGCUUUUUAAAAAAACUGUGACCUGUGUUGCUGGUGUUAUUGGUGUCAUAGGACUCAGGCUGUGCUAUUGACAGCAAUUAUAAAAAGGACAUUGUUACCGUGCUGUGCCAUUGACAGUUAUCAGCCACGCAUUGCGUGGUACGAGUAAUAGUGCUACCUAGUGUUAAUCACAACAUACUUACUGUGUUCGGGCUGUUGCUAUUGAGCAGUAUUUUAAUACGAACAUCAGGACUAAACAAACAUAAAUUCAGCCUGCUAUUGAGGCUGGUGCAUAUCAAUCUUCAUAAAUAUCGUCAUUCGAAUAGCAGAGGACAAGGUGAGCUGACUGAGUUCACGGUCAAGGACGGGAGCGGGAACAUACGUCAUCGACUGAUUCACACAACUCCACGAGGCAUCCGCCUUUGACAAAAGGAGCGGGCUAUAUCGUGCUGCAACGGGUAGGAGCGAGACAGCGAGACGUCGCUGUGCGAAGAACCCGCCAAUUGCGGACGAGAGCGGCCUCGGUUCACGUUUCCGAUUGGUUCGUGAAUGAAGCAAGUUCGCGACAAUUCAUUCAAUUUCAUUCCUUGACGCGCGACGCGAGCGCCUUUGAACUGCGACUGCUGCGCAUUAACGCCAUUUUGUUUUCUCUGUUCUCUUUACUUAUUACGCAGUGUGCUCAGUCACGUUUUUUUUCUAUUAAAAGUGAAAACUAUAGUCGAAUUGCACAAUAUAACUGUAUUAAUUAAUUUUAAAAGUACGAUUCACAAUGGAAGACGAUUUAAAACGCAUGGUUGCGACCAGAGGUCAAUUUAAAGGUACUAUCACUAGACUAAGUAACCUCAAAUUAGAAAAUGUAACAAGGGAGCAGGUUCUCGUUAAAAAGGAACAGCUAGUGUCUACCUAUCAUAAAUAUUGUGAACUAACUAUUGAUAUUUCAAUUCUAGACCCGAACGACGACGAAAAAAUUGACGAGUAUGAGGAUAAAUACUUGAUAACUUUGGCGGCACUAAAUCAAUGGCUCAAUGAACAUCAGUCAGCAGGUAACAUUGAAGGGCCUAGCCAACCCCCGAAGGUAUCCAGUAUGACUCAUCAGAGUCUUCCACGGAUCGAGAUUGGAAAGUUCAAUGGCCAGGUAGGCAAAUACCACGAUUUUGUAAACUUGUUCAAAAGUAUCAUUGACAAUGACACUAGGCUGUCGCAAUGCGAUAAAUUUUAUUAUUUAAAAACCUUAUUAGAAGGUGAGGCUGCGGAUGUGGUGCAGCAUUUAAGCUUAAAUGCCGAAAAUUAUAAUGUUGCUUUGCAAUUGUUAGCUGAGCGCUAUGAUAAUAAGUUUAGGAUAAUUAACCAUCACAUAAACAGCAUACUUGAUCUACCUGUUAUAAAGAAAUGCUCUGCUGCUAGCUUAAGAGAGCUUGUAUCCAAAACUAAACAACACUUGUCAGCAUUAACUAACCUAGAAGUUCCCACACAGCACUGGGACUUAAUGAUUUUAUGUAUUUUACAGCGUAAGAUUGACAUGUACACCUUUAGAUGCUUUCAUCUAGAAUUAAAAGAUAACACUUUACCUAAACUAGAUUUAUUUCUGAAAUUUCUAGAUCAGCGAGCAUCUGCACUUGAAACUGUGGCAGAGGUGCAACAACCGUGUACUUCUGUGAACAAAUACCAUGGAGCGAGCUUAGUGGCGGCUGCUGAGGGCCAAAUAAGCAGAUCAUGUACCUAUUGCCAGUCCAAGUAUCAUAACAAGCUUCAUCAGUGCCAAAAAUUCAAGCUAGCCUUGCCAUCUGACCGCAUAAAAUUCGUUGAAUCUAACAAAUUAUGCAAGCUUUGCUUAAACUCACAUAAAGAAUAUUAAUGAGAGAACAGCUGCCAGUGGCUCCAGGUGGGCUAUAUUUGCAUAACACUAUGUUUGGCUAUAUUGUAGCAGGCAAGUUACCACAGCAUGGUAAGUAUAAACAAUGCCCGGUUAGUAACUUUUGUAGUAGCACAAGUAAUAUGAUGUUAGACUCAGAGUUUGAUCAAAAUGAGAUACAAAGGUUAAAUUCAAUUGACAAUUCACUAAAAAGGUUAUGGCAGUGUGAAGAGG